Vollenhovia emeryi is the source of this 1007-nucleotide messenger RNA. RefSeq lists its product as uncharacterized. NCBI's taxonomy places the organism in Eukaryota, Metazoa, Arthropoda, Insecta, Hymenoptera, Formicidae. The record is from RefSeq and is a predicted model, not a curated record. The coding region runs from base 342 to 842 and encodes 166 amino acids. The transcript is spliced from 3 exons.
CGGAAUCACGGGGCCGAUCAUUUUCGUGCUUCAAGCAGUCGUCUAUGCAUCAUCAUCGAAAGUGCACGAAUUCGUGGAGCGUUCCGAAUCGUCAAUCGAGCUUGUCGGUGCAAUCAAGCUCAAAGGGUCAGAUGACGUCGAGGGAAACGGUGGAAAUCACUCGGCGCGCGAUAAGGAGAUAAUAGCGGCGACAGCGGCGUUAUCACACUCCAAAAUCGGCAUAAUUCGUAAAACCCCGGAUUCGCUAAUCACGUCGUCAUAGCUGCGUUGCAGCACGUCACGAGAUAUAACAAUCGACGCGGACAUUUCAUAACUAUUAUUUUCAUAAGUUAUCGGUCGUCAUGUCUUGCCGCGAUCUCGCCUUUCGCAUCCUGCUAAUUUCGAUCGUUCGUUUCUCGACGACGUCGAUCAUCCGGCCGCAGAGAUUGUUGGUCGUGCGGCUAUCGCCGGAGCCAGCGAGGAGUCUGGAGGAUAUACCGGGCAGAUGGAGAACGGCGAAUCCGGAGUUUAAAGCGCCGCAAAUCGAGAUCCAGCUGAUGAAGGGUCACGUCUCGCCGGGCGAGAAUUGGAUGUUCACCAAUGAGUACAAAUACUCGGGCGAGGAUUAUCAUGGUGCGGCAAAGGUGACGCCGGCGAAAGACGAGAAGAAAAUCCCGCGAAUUGAGAAUGGCGAUAUGGAAGCGAGGGAAAAGGAGAAAGAGAACGACGUCUCGGAUAAUAUCGUGAUGCCUGAUGGGUUCAUCCCGCAGAUUGGAUUCAGGAAUAUUAUUACAGUGCCUACGUACUGCCCGGAGGGGCAAAGAGAAGAUAGUAGAGGACGUUGUAGAACUGUCAUAACGUAAAAGAGACAGACAGAAGACGAAAAGGAAAACACUUGAAUAAUUGGUGCUUUCUCUGUUAUCGAUAUUUAUCUCAUAUAAAAUCGUAUUCUGAAUUGUAUUGACAAAACUAUCUCGCCUUUAUUAAUAAAGUGUUGUACUAACCCAGUACAUUUGUACGCAUCAAUA